Amphimedon queenslandica is the source of this 1611-nucleotide messenger RNA. RefSeq names its product guanine nucleotide-binding protein G(q) subunit alpha-like. The record is from RefSeq and is a predicted model, not a curated record. Lineage: Eukaryota; Metazoa; Porifera; Demospongiae; Haplosclerida; Niphatidae. Gene Ontology annotation, molecular function: guanyl nucleotide binding; GTPase activity; G protein-coupled receptor binding. Gene Ontology annotation, cellular component: heterotrimeric G-protein complex; cytoplasm. The coding region runs from base 97 to 1173 and encodes 358 amino acids. Gene Ontology annotation, biological process: adenylate cyclase-modulating G protein-coupled receptor signaling pathway. The transcript is spliced from 7 exons.
AGAGAUUUAUAGGGGCGAGGUGAGUCGGCUUGUUUCUCUCCGUCCCUGACGCCCUAACCAUCUCUCUUUCUCCCCAAACCACACACACACAAAGACAUGGACGCCUUCGCCUGCUGUAUGGACCCAGAGUCGAGGGCCGCCCUCCGCGUCAGUAAAGAUAUCGAGCGAGAGAUAGAGCGAUGGAAGCGAGACAAUAGCAAAGAAUACAAACUGUUGCUCCUUGGUACCGGAGAAGCUGGCAAGAGUACCUUCAUCAAACAAAUGCGUAUCAUCCAUGGACAAGGCUACACGGACAAGGAUAGGAAAGAGUUUAUCCCGCUUAUCUUCCGUAACAUUCUCUUGGCCGUCCAGCUCCUCGCCGAAGCAAUGGCGACUCUUAAGAUCCAGUACGAGGAUGAUAAUAAUAGAACUCUAGGCGAUCAGUUUCUUGAUAUGGACAUUGAUGGCCUGACUACUCUAGAGGCCGAGUCUCAAAGCUCCAUUAGAACGUUCUGGUCAGACAGUGGAAUUCAAGCUUGUUUUGAGAGAAGAAGAGAAUUCCAAAUAUCUGACUCCGCAAAAUAUUAUCUAGAUGACUUGGACAGACUAUUUGAAUCAUCAUACGUUCCUAAUGUACAAGAUGUACUCCGUGUAAGAAUACCUACCACUGGCAUCAUAGAAUACACCUUUCAAAUGAGAAAGGAUGUGGUAUUUAGGAUGAUUGAUGUUGGUGGGCAGAGGUCGGAGAGAAGAAAAUGGAUUCAUGCCUUUGAGGGAGUCAAAGCUGUCAUCUUUUUGACUGCCAUCAAUGAAUAUGAUCAGGCGCUAUUUGAGGAUGCGAAUGAGAACAGAAUGAAGGAGAGUCUGGCUCUCUUUGAGACGAUCAUCGGCUAUCCUUGGUUUAUUGAGGCGUCGUCCAUCUUGUUUCUAAACAAGACUGACCUGUUUGACGAGAAGAUUAUGAAAUCUAAUCUUAGCGACUACUUCCCUCAAUAUUCAGGACCUCCUAAAGAUGCAGAAAAGGCUAAAGAAUUCAUUAAAGAAAUGUUUCUAAGCGUCAAUCCUGACGAAAAGAAGCAUAUAUUCCCUCAUUUCACAACCGCUACAGACACGGAAAAUAUUCAACGCGUUUUCGAAGCUGUCAAGACCACAGUCCUUGAAGAGAAUCUGAGAGAUUAUAAUCUCAUCGUCUAAUGGUAGUAAUUAUUAUUAUUGCACUUCCUAUCUUUUAGCAUGUUUUGUCAUCUUGGACUUUUAUCAUCAAUACAAUAAUCUCUCUCUUUUUGCAUUUCUUUUCUUUACCCUUCUUUUUUUUCUAAUUCUCUGUCAUGGCUAAUUUAUAUGGACAGAAUAUUAUUAUAAUUAUCGAGUUAAUAAACUUUUUGUUACUAUUAUUAUUAUUAUCAUUAAUAUAACUAGUAGUGUAAUGAUGCUAGAGUAUUAUUAUUAUCAUUAUUAUUAUUAUUGUUAUACGGACUAUUUCUUUACGUUGUUAUUUGUUUUAUGAUUAAAUUUUUUACUACAAUCCUUCUCUCAUAAUUAUUUUUUUUUUGUGUUUUGACUGUCCUGUUUUCUCCCAAUGUGUUUUGUAAUCGUUACAAUAAUAAUAAUACAUUGUUUUGUGAUUUAAAA